Messenger RNA from Beta vulgaris subsp. vulgaris (sugar beet), 477 nucleotides. RefSeq lists its product as uncharacterized. NCBI's taxonomy places the organism in Eukaryota, Viridiplantae, Streptophyta, Magnoliopsida, Caryophyllales, Amaranthaceae. The coding region runs from base 1 to 477 and encodes 158 amino acids. The record is from RefSeq and is a predicted model, not a curated record. The transcript has a single exon.
AUGGGCUUUGACACUGCAUGUCUGAAACCGGUCUCACACCCAGUUAUCGGUUUUACAUGGGCCUCUGUCGUCCCAGAAGGAACCAUCAAACUAGCUGUAAAGCUGGUGGAGGGAUCUCACUCAAGAGACCUGCUAGUAGAAUUCCUCGCAGUGGAUGUACCUACGGCAUACAACGCCAUCAUAGGACGACCUUUGAUUCAUGACGCUCAAGCUGUGGUAUCAACCUACCACCUUACAAUGGUCUAUACCUCAAAUGACGGCAACCCCAAGAAACUCAGGGGGAACCAGGAGUCGGCAAGGGCAUGCUACUUGACCGCUCUCAGGCACUCUGACCAUAAAUGUCCCGCUGAUACGCCGUCGUCGGAGCAGAAGAAACGACGGCUGGAAAACAAGGCCAAAAAAGAUCUGUCAAUGGAGAAUUUCGAGGGAAGGCCGGCAGAUCAGCCGAGACCUAGCCCAGAAGGAGAGAGGCAUUGA